This is a messenger RNA of Grammomys surdaster, 1544 nucleotides long. RefSeq names its product caveolin 3 (gene Cav3). Bases 307 to 762 code for a protein of 151 amino acids. Gene Ontology annotation, cellular component: caveola. Lineage: Eukaryota; Metazoa; Chordata; Mammalia; Rodentia; Muridae. The transcript is spliced from 2 exons. The record is from RefSeq and is a predicted model, not a curated record. Gene Ontology annotation, molecular function: connexin binding; transmembrane transporter binding; molecular adaptor activity. Gene Ontology annotation, biological process: caveola assembly; regulation of membrane depolarization during cardiac muscle cell action potential.
GGCCCUGGUGGCUGGCAGGGAAUGCCAGGUCUCCUCUCGCGUGAGGCCAGUGGCCUGCACAGCCCCCUUUAAGGAGCGCUCUGCCAUCCAGUCUUAAUUUUAGCUUGGAGGCGUGCCACCAGCAGCUUUAACUAGAGGCUGGCUGAAGUUAUGCAGGACAGCUGUCAGCCGGCAUGCAGGGUGGGGCCUAUUUAGCCGGCAGGGGCACCAGUCUGGAGACCCUAAGCUUGUUCUUUCUGCCCCAGGACUAUCAACGAUACCAGCCACAAGGCUCUGCUCUCCUCCUGAAGGUACCUCAGCCUCACGAUGAUGACCGAAGAACACACAGAUCUGGAGGCACGGAUCAUCAAGGACAUUCACUGCAAGGAGAUAGACUUGGUGAAUCGCGACCCCAAGAACAUCAAUGAGGACAUUGUGAAGGUAGAUUUUGAAGACGUGAUUGCGGAGCCCGAGGGCACCUACAGCUUUGACGGUGUGUGGAAGGUGAGCUACACCACUUUCACCGUCUCCAAGUACUGGUGCUACCGCCUGCUGUCUACACUGCUGGGUGUUCCACUGGCCCUGCUCUGGGGAUUCCUGUUCGCCUGUAUCUCCUUCUGCCACAUCUGGGCCGUGGUGCCCUGCAUUAAGAGCUACCUGAUCGAGAUCCAGUGCAUCAGCCAUAUCUACUCACUGUGUAUCCGCACCUUCUGCAACCCGCUCUUUGCUGCACUGGGCCAGGUCUGCAGCAACAUUAAGGUGGUGCUGCGAAGGGAAGGCUAAAGCCAGGCUGGGCUGUGGGGAAGGCUGGGCAGGGGGAACAAGGCCAGGUGAGCACCCGUGGCUCUGCUCCACAUGGGCUGCCGGAGAGCUCAUCCUUUUGAGACUCCUCUCAAUUCCACCUCAAGAUGGGAAUACACGGUGCAGGGGGGAGCCAAAAGGAAAAGACAGCCCAUUGUGGAAACACAGGCAUCCUUGCUCUGCUCAGCCUACCAUGAUCCCCGGCGACCCUGCCUGAGCGGAGGGUUCCUUAAGAGGCAGCUAGCGCAAGGCUUUGCGUUCACAUGUACUGUAAUAGCACAAACCAGCACCAGUCUUCUAGAGGUGUGACUUGUCUCCUCAUGCUAGGGAGAGCAAGAGGUGACUGCCAGCAUGAAGAAGGUGCUACAAUAAAGGGUUUCGGCUGCACCAGGGAACACUAUGCUUUGUUUGUGUCUGUGAGGUGGUUGUGUGUCCUUCACUAGUUCUGAAACCCAGAAAAUUCAGGUAGUCCUCUGAAACUGAAAACCAGAACUAAACUUUGUUUCCUUCAGGAUUCUGUUCGUUGGCUGGGCAUAAUAGGGUCUCCCGCACAAGGAGAUUAUUUUCAAAUUACUUCUGCUGUCCCUGAGGCAGCUGAGGAGUGCCAAGGGCAGGUGAGCAUCCCCGGGCACUGGUGAAAGUAGGCCCCAACCUCAGACCUCUUGGAAUCCCCCCUCUGGCUCAGAAGAUACUGAGCUGGGAACACACUGGGUCUCACCAUUGGGCCUGUGUGUACCAUCAGCCCUAACAAACGUCAUGAAUGC